Messenger RNA from Phlebotomus papatasi, 495 nucleotides. RefSeq lists its product as uncharacterized. The record is from RefSeq and is a predicted model, not a curated record. The transcript is spliced from 2 exons. Bases 1 to 495 code for a protein of 164 amino acids. NCBI's taxonomy places the organism in Eukaryota, Metazoa, Arthropoda, Insecta, Diptera, Psychodidae.
AUGUCUCCACUUAAGUUUCUCGUCCUUUUUGUGGCCCUCGUGGCUCUUGUGAGUGCUCAGGAACAGCAACAGGAUACCAAUAGACAAGCUGAAGAAUCUCAAGACCUUGUGGUACCUGAACAGCCCGCUGACGAGCAGGCCCGUAAGGCUCGUGGAAUUGGCUUUGGAGCCGGUAUCGGAGUGUAUGGAGGAAUUGGAAUCGGUGGCUUCGGAGGUGGGUAUGGCAGACCCUACGGUGGAUACGGUCACGGAGGAUACCAUAGUCCUUAUGGAGGAGGCUAUGGCUACGGAGGAGGUUACGGAUAUGGCAGACCUCACGGAGGAUAUCACGGUCAUGGUGGAUACCAUGGCGGUCACUAUGGUGGCUACCAAGGUGGUCACUAUGGAGGAUAUCAUGGCGGUCAUUACGGAGGAUACCAUGGUGGACACUACGGAGGAUAUGGAGGCCACCAUGGAGGUUACGGUUACGGUCAUGGACACGGCGGAUGGUUCUAA